UGUCAAAUUGACAUUGUUGACGUUGUUGACAUUUAUGAUAAGACAGAGCAGCUGAUUGCAGAAACACAAAAACAGGAGUUUUAUUUGAAUUUCAUGAAAAACCGUGAUAUUUUUGAGAAAUGGGGAUUUUUACAUCCUGUUGUAGGCCUUCUGCUUCCGACGUGCUAACGCCUGAUGCUGAGACCAGACGUCGCCAGCAGGCCGAAGCAGCCGAGCGCAGGCAAGCUGAAUCGGUAGCCCGAGGCGUCAAGGACCCGGCCAAGCUGCAGCGAAUGCAGCAGCGAGCUGAGGAGAUGGAGAAACGGGAGCAGGAGUUGCAAAAGGACGGUGGCGCUAAUUUGAGGGUAAGAACGUUUUUGUUUUGUUUCGUUUUAGCCUUCUAUUGCUGGACGAAGUUGUGAGCGGAUGGUGCAACG
Molecule: messenger RNA, 416 nt
Organism: Ostrinia furnacalis (Asian corn borer)
Lineage: Eukaryota; Metazoa; Arthropoda; Insecta; Lepidoptera; Crambidae
Gene: Svip
Product: small VCP interacting protein
Exons: 2
Coding region: 120-401 (93 amino acids)
Biological process (GO): positive regulation of autophagy; negative regulation of VCP-NPL4-UFD1 AAA ATPase complex assembly; negative regulation of ERAD pathway
Cellular component (GO): endoplasmic reticulum membrane
Source: RefSeq, a predicted model, not a curated record